AUGCCUAGACGGCGACUGAGGCUCCAAUACUGCUCCAGUGAAGAAGAAGACGAUGAAAUUGGAUCAAUCGGAAUCGGUGAUUCUGCUCAGAUCGUUGGUCUUCCUACUUCUGUGCAACCGGAAACCUCAGCAGCGGCGUCAACUUCUAACCCUAAUCCCGGCGAGCCAAUCACGGUACCGGAAGUUGAGAUUUUCUACGUCUCUGGUAAUCCGACUCCUACACCGCCGGAUUAUAGUAUUCCUACUCCGUUCCCGAUUGAUCCGUCGGAGUCAGAAGCCGAAGUUGACAACGACUCGCCGAUCGCUGGGGUUCUUUCUCGAAUGGGGAUUAAAAUGAAGUCGGAUUGGUGGGUCUCUUGUCUUGCUGGACUUGAAGUUUCCGUUCCACAAUUUUCCCGCCUCGAAGUGGCAGCAAAAGCUAAGCAUUGCUUCGAGCAGUUUCUGUUUUCCGACAUGAAUCUAUGCGGAGGUGGGGUUCUUCCUCGGAAUGUUGCGUCUAUGAAUCUUGUAGAACUCGCUGGUCCGUUUGCUCUGCAGGUUGAUGAGAUUGUUAACAUCGGGUGCCCACUUAAAGGAAGGUAUGAAAACGCUAAUGCAGGACUUAAGAGGUGCCUUAAGCUGUCCAUGACAGACGGUGUUCAACGCGUUUUUGGCAUGGAAUACAGACCUAUUAAAGAUCUCCAAGUCUUGGCUCCUGCUGGUUUGAAGAUUGUUGUAUCUAGUGUACAAGUUCGACAUGGGCUUUUAAUGCUAGUACCUGAGAUUAUAGAAGUUAUAGGAGGGAUGGUUGAAGAACUGGAAGAAGCACGGAAGCGUCUGGUUGUUGAAGUAAAUAAACCUCCAAGAGGAAAAAGAACAAGGAACGGAGUGGUUCCUUCAUUGGCAACCAGAGCAACUCUAGCUGCAUGGUCGCUGAAUGACAAUGAUACUGGUAAUCAAGUAAAUACUUCUACCUCGGGAAAUGCUAGUCACGUUCAGGCCAACGGUCAAGGCAUUUCCCUGAAUGUAACGAGGACUCAUAUCAGUCCGCCGCAGACGAUGAAUGACCCUCCUGCUUCCAUCAAUGUAGAAGCUACUGUUCCGAGGGUUGAGCAUAUGCAGAUUGAUACGGCUUCUGCGCACGGGGAAAGAGCGUUUUCUGAUUUACACUCGACUUCUAGUAACAUUCCCAUGACAUCAUCCUCUGCUGGUACUAGAUGUAGUGGUAGAAGACCUCUUUACAACAACGGUAGCGAAAAUACCUUGGAUCAACAAACAUCUAAUGUGGCUUCAUUUGUUGGAGAAAUGCAUAUCGACAACGGUCGUGCAAGGGAUACGACGGAUCCUGUAUAUGGUUCUGGUUCAGGCGCAGUAGCAGAUGAUAAAGUCAGUAAUAUGGUUGUCGAUAUGGAAAUCCCUUCUGUCAUGUCUACAGAUACGGAGACGCCUUUCACUUACUUGGCCGAGUUGUCUCAAAAGUGGGCAGUAAUGAAAGAUACCAUGCAUUUUGUUCAAGGAAGGAUCAAGUGCUUUCUAACAGGAGUGAAGAAAUUCCAGUUCAAGCACCAGCCUACAUUUGAACUUGUAUGCUACGUCGAUGAUGGUAGUCUCAUCUGUGAGAUCUUGCUCCAUAACGACGUUGUACAAAAACGGAUAGGUCAUUCAUCCAUGGAGGUCACAGAUGCUCUUUACUCUUCAACAUCAACAACAGUAAAUGCCAUGAUGAAGGAGAAACUAAAACGCUUCCAGUUGUUUCUAGCUGACUUCGAGGGAAUAAUGGUGGUAGAAAUGAACAGAUCGUCCCAAUAUCCAGUAGCUAUUGAAAUGAAUCAGGGAUGUUCAUCAACCGAUGCUCGGUUACUCUUUGGAAGAAUCAAAUCUUCUGCAACAGCAUCCUCACGCAUAGCUCCAGUUGUUGUUUUAUCCCCUUGAUCCAGUAGUCAAAUGAAGCUUUUAGUGACUUCACUUCAUCUUUAUCUGCUUAGGUACUACCUCCUGGUUUAACUAGACCGGGUUUUAUAACUAAGUAUGAAGUACGGUAUUUUCAAUUCUUUUAUUUUUAGCUAGUAACCUUUAAAAAUAACUAGUAGAUUAGGAGUAUUUAUAUGAGAAAAUUAUAUAGAUUUAGAGGAUAUCACAUGGGUUAUAUAUGGCAGAUUGUUAUGAGUCUAUUAGCUUUUGGUAAAUCUUGUAUUCUUGUAACGAAGUGAAUCCGCCAAAAUUUUGCUACUAUCGUUAAUUCUUUAUAGCAAAAUUUUUGAAUUCUUGAAAAGAAA
This is a messenger RNA of Eutrema salsugineum, 2255 nucleotides long. RefSeq names its product recQ-mediated genome instability protein 1. Gene Ontology annotation, biological process: resolution of meiotic recombination intermediates; double-strand break repair via homologous recombination. Gene Ontology annotation, molecular function: nucleotide binding. Bases 1 to 1911 code for a protein of 636 amino acids. Lineage: Eukaryota; Viridiplantae; Streptophyta; Magnoliopsida; Brassicales; Brassicaceae. The record is from RefSeq and is a predicted model, not a curated record. Gene Ontology annotation, cellular component: nuclear body; RecQ family helicase-topoisomerase III complex. The transcript has 8 exons.